Molecule: messenger RNA, 4745 nt
Organism: Hermetia illucens (black soldier fly)
Lineage: Eukaryota; Metazoa; Arthropoda; Insecta; Diptera; Stratiomyidae
Gene: Zcchc7
Exons: 5
Coding region: 145-4689 (1514 amino acids)
Molecular function (GO): nucleic acid binding; zinc ion binding
Source: RefSeq, a predicted model, not a curated record
CGUUUGACCGACUGGCCAUAACCUGUCCUCUCUUCGACUGUCAUCUUCUCAAAUUUGUCGCGUGUUCUAGACGGGCAAGUGUAUCGCUUCUGUCUAAAAUUUUCCUUUGUUGAAUCACUAAACUAAUCGUAUGUCAAGAAAAGUAUGGAAAAUGACGAAGAUUUGCAAGAACUAGAAGUGCGCCUUUACAGUCAAGUGCAUCAUGACGCGGUCGAGCCUGGGGAGACGGCGGCAGCUGAAAAUGCUGUCGACCUUGGGCAGUCGACCGGUCCUGUGAAUGACAAUGGGCAAUCAGGUAAUGUAGUUGAUAACAGCAGCCGAUAUUGGGCGAAGGGAGAUAAGCCAGCGGUCUCGCAACACAGGAAAUUCGUGAGAAGUGGGCCGGAGAGCUCCAUAGGGGCUACAGCCUCAACGUCAGGCGCCGCUGCUCCACCAUUUGAGGCAGUCGUAGACAAUGAACCGGACGCUGGGGCCACCCUUUUGGCUUCUGGGGGUGGUCCAGAGAAAAAAAGAAGCAUUAAUCCAUUCAGCGUAGCAAAUGCACGCAAGAAACCGAAGUCUAAAGGGGCGGCCCAAAUUAACCAGAAAAGUCGUCCCGGAAAUUUUGAGGACAGGAAACUGCGUAAGCUCGAACAAAACAAGAAAAUCCAUCAGAAGCGCCUCAAAUCACGGAUGGCGCGAAUGAAAAGCAAGAAGACCCAAGAGACGAUUGUUCUAGAGUCGUCGGAUGAGGAUGAUGGUGACGUAGUGGUUGUGCCCAUUCCGCCGCCUCCUAUAGUAACCUUAGAAAGCUCUGAUGAAGGCGAAGACGACGGCAAUGGAGAGUCGUUUGCUAAACCAUCCGAUCCGAGACAGCCUAGCGAGCGGAAAGUAGGCACGGGCGGUUCGCGAUGCAACAGUCCUAACUCUGUUAUGUCUGACGAUUUUAUUGGGCAGCAAGACAAAACCCGCCUUCUGAGCGAGACAAACAUACCCGAUGACCACGAAUUGCAAUGUCCCACCUCCGAACCAGGCUCUGCUCACGGAUCGGAAAAGGUUCUCGACAGUGCAAGUCACCAGUCAGGAAAUUUUGCCACUCCUACGAAAAGGGUAAGUAGACUGACACGGCAGAAACAGGCUAGCGAUUAUCAAGUCACUCAAGCGAACAUCGGGGCAGUGGAUGUUUACGAAAGCGAGAGCUCGGAUAUGCCAGAGAGCGUGUACCAGAAAGGCAACCGGAACAAAGUGGGCGCAGUGAACAAAUCAUCUGGUUCAGAUGUAGAGGAAGUAGAGGCCGUUGCAAAAACGAAAAGACUGCGGAAGAGGCGGGCGUCCAGCAGUAACAAAGGAUCAGAGCCGAACGAUGAUUCCACAGAUUCUGAGGAAGGAGAUCAUUCCGCUACAUCCAUUCCGUACAUUGCUCGUGGCGAGGCGAUAGAAAACUGCAAGCGGAAGAUGAAGAGUCGAACAAUUUCAAGUCGAGAUGCCAUCAACGCUGACGACAGGGAAUUCAUCGAUAAGUUGUCGAACAUUGCACGCGGCCAUGACGACACUGUAGCCGAUUUGGAUGAAAGCCACGGAUCUAAUCAUAGUGCCGAAGCUGACAUAACGGCUCGGGAGAUCGCGGAGGACGUUCUGAAGCAAGCAAACAAGGAAUCAAACAGCAACGAUGACGAGAACGCAAUUCCUAGCGAUGCUAUAAAGGAUUUGGCGUUGUUCGACGUAAUUGAUACGAUUAGCACUCAGUUGGACGAUUUCAAAGAGCCGCCAAGGCACGGCCGUGACCCUACUCCCGAGCUGCAAUUCGAAGACCUUACAGAGAGAUACCUUUCAUCAGACGAAGGGAACAGUGCGCUUGGGGUUGUUGCGGAGAAAUCGCCAUCUGCUCCGAAAGUAACUGACGAAAACAAGUUGGAUUUCAUGCAUGUUGUGUACACGAAUCGUGAUCACGUCACUUGGAAUGAGGAAAUGGUGCGAUUCUAUGAACAUUCUUGGCAACAGGAGCGAUUCAACGUUGACAGGAUCCUCAGGCUUAUGGAUCGACGUGCCGACUGGCAUAUACUUAACGCAGACAGAUUCCCAGUAUCUAGAAAAUUCACGAAUAUGAAGUGCAACAACUGCUGCGAGUUCGGACAUCAUCGCAAUAAAUGCCCUCUCCCACGGAAGGAUCUCACCUGUUUCGUGUGUGGUGACGUUGGCCACAAAGAGCCCAGGUGUCCUAAUGCGGUCUGCCUACGAUGUGGAAAGAAGACCAACGUUUUUACCCGGUCCUGUCAGAAUUGUAUUAUGGAGAAUUCAAAGAUAUGCCCGAUUUGUAAAAUUCGUGGUCACAGUAUUGACCUAUGCCCGGACAAGUGGCGCCGCUACCACUCCACGACUGCCAUCAACGAGCACCCGAACUCUCAAGUAUUCUACAACGAGCGCAAGGCUUGUUGCAUUUGUGGGGGGCGCGGUCAUUUGCCAGAGCAUUGUAGAAGCUCAAACAAGUUAAACGAAUACCAUGCACCGCUCAGCGAAAUCCGGUACCAUUCGAAAACCUACGAAGACAUCAAGAUUAAGGAACCCUUUUUCAGCGGAGCUAUUGGAGUUCACUUAAUGUCUUCACCAGAAGAAACGGUGACUUUUCCUUUCUCAAAGAAAGUAACCAAAAAUCAAUAUUACGGACGUUUUCUGGCUGCAGUAGAUCUUUUCGAUGCUCCAGAAUCGAAAAUUGUGCGAAAUUACGUUCUGAACCCAUUCGCGAAAAGGUUAAAAAAAGAGGACAAAAAGAUUAUGAAAAAACAAGCGAAACGUAGGAAACUCGAUAAGGACGAUAACAGCAUCCAGUUGAAUAUAAGCGGAGGGGUGGAAGCACGCGAAGAGAUGGAUGUCACGGAGAAUGUCGAUGUUAACCUUGAUGAAAAUGCGUUGGAUGCUUUAGAACAAAAUAAAGUCGGAGUUACUGAGGAUUCUGCUGAAAGAAAAUCUGUCCAGGAAGGAGGCAAGGCUAUCGACGUGGUAGCUUUAGACACUGAUUCAAAUUACAGCUUCUCUGAACACUUUCCCAGUAAUGAAAAGAAUGAUGGUGAGUCACUGUCUACACUUAAAAUCGACAGAAGUAAAAGUGUAGGUCAGUUGCCGGAUUUCAUACCGAUUUCCGGCGACUCGGAAAUGGAAACCGCUACCAAAAGUGAAAGAAAAGUCGGACCAUUACCUGACUUCAUAUCAUUAGGCGACUCAGAUGAAGAUAAUGAUAGUAAGACUCUAAACCCCGAGGGAGAGAAUAUCGAAGGAAAGGGACAGUCAGAAGAAUCUUGCGAAGGUAAAAUCUACCCGAGCAAAUUCCACAGUCAAUUCCUACUAUCGCCAGAAGGGACAAAGUUUUUGGUAGAGUCAUCGCGAGAACAUAAUGUAAAGGUGAUAAUGGACUGGUCGGCGGUCGGCAAUGUUCUAGUUAUCCACGGACUACCAAGUAAUCAGGACAAAUUCCACACCGCACUUAUGGAAAAAAUGAAAGCUGUAUCGGACGAUAAGAACCGCAAGACCCUGGAGCAAUCGCAAAAGUUGCCGCGAGCCCGCGAUAAUCUGAUCAAGGUGUUGCAGGAAAGUAUUCUACAGCUGGAAAAGGACCUUGGAGAUGUCAUCGAUUUGCAUAAGAAAAUGAAGUUCAAUGAGGGUCGCUCAUCAAAAUCCAACUUUAAAUUAGCUGAGAAGUAUCGUCGCACUUUGAAUAUGGUCUUGAUGGGGCAAGCAGGGCUACGCGAUGGCCAAAUGCAUUUAUCGAAUCUUCAGGAUAAGCUACGAGAGCUAAAAGGAUGCACAAACAAUGAGCCUGUGACGCUCGACCUACGCGAACAGAUUGAGAAGCACUAUCGGUAUAUUUUCUCAUCCUUCCAACAUGGUUGCUAUGAGCAGCUUAUUCGUGUGUAUAUGAACAUGAAGAAGACCAACAACCUGCCAGAGUUGAAACUGGAUUAUAAAUUGCUUGGGAAGAAAGUCUUGGAUACCAAUUUCACGAAGGAACAAAUGGAAAAGCUGAUGCAGCCGCCACAACCUCCUAAAAUUAACCAAAAUAUUAAACAAGAGCAAACUUUCGAAUCAAUUAAAACCCCAAGAACUGAAUUUGGCCUGAGUCCGCAGAAACAAGUAGGACAUGCCCGGCAAAAAUCUGGAAACCAGAGUCAAACUCCGUCUCGUCAACAGCAGCAGGCUGGGCAAAGUCCACUUUUCAGGAGGAAAAAUCAAUUCCAGAAUGUGCCGCUUCCCCCACCAUUCCAUAUCCAGCAGCCGACCACAUCUAAUUCACCAAAUUACCAGCACCCUUCUCCCAAUAUGUUGAGCCAACCAAUGAAGCCCUCACAUCGACAGUUUCCAUUUAAUGCAGGCCCAAGAAGCGGCUCUGGCACUUUUGUCGCCAACAAAAUACGCGAGAUCAACAAGAAAUGGGACAACGAGACCAAUAAUUUGUUGAAUCAGGUGUCAUCGACUCCAAUGAAACCCGGCAUGAAACCAUCGAAAAAUUCAUCAUGUUUCUGGUCCAGGGAAUGUUUGAAGUUUAUAGCCCAUUGUAUGAGCAUUCAGGGUCUACAAGACUCUAUUACGGAGAAGCUAAAUCAACUAUCGCAACGAGCGGCAGGGAAUAUGCUGUCCUUCGCAGAUUUUAAAGCGGUAAAGCGAAUUUAUUUCAACUUAUUGAAAGCGGAACAGAAAUCGCUUCAUAGUAAUCGAUAAACCUUAGAAGUAGUCUGUAAGAGAGUGGUCGAAUAAAGAAUAUCCAUUUCACAAUG